AAACAAAGGGGUAUGCAAAGUAAUAAAACAAGAAGCCCAUUUAAGCGAAAAAAAAAAGAAUUAAAUUAAGAAAACAAAUUAUUGAAUUAAGAGAGAAAUGUAGAGGCUUUUGGCGGGUUUCUGAAGUUGAUAUCUGAGCUAAAACACUAAGCUCCAUUUCACCUCAUUAAUGGUGUUAAACAAUUAACCUUGUUAUUUACUCCAUUUUAGAUCUUAAUCUUCAAAUUAUAUCCUAACAACCAAAACCCAAAUACUCUUCCUCUCAAAUCUCUCUCUCUCUCUCUCUCUCUCUGGUUCUGUAUCAGUGGAGAAGUCAGAAGCUUCCCAGUAAAGAUUCCCUACUUUGCCUUACAUCUUAAGCACCUGCAGAUCCGGAGCCGAGCGUCGACUUUUCCUACUGGUCACCAUUGUACCCUGCAUAGCAUUUUCGGUAGUCUUUCUUUUUUGGCGUUUCUAAUAAUUUUAGCUUCGAAUUUAACAUUUUUUUUUUUAACAUUUGAGUUUUUCUUCAUUGCGUCAAAUCUGGUUUUUGACGUUUUCCUCAAUCAAAUACAGUGUUUUUUUUUUGGUGCAGAGAUAAAAUAACAUUUCUUUUAGGGUACUCUUUUUUCCACAUUUAGCUAAGCAUUUUCACAUUUGAGUCUCGGAUUCUCUUUCUUCACUCUCUGCUAUUUUUGUCAGUUUUCGGGUUCAGUGUAUAUUUACUGGCCUGGUUAACUCUGGCAUUGCUUUGAGGUUCUUCUUCUGGGUAUAUUUUUUAUUUCGUCGGUUUAUGGAUGUGAGCAUCUGAACGCACGGCGGUUCUCUUGGGACUUUUGGAUCCGAUGGAUUUUUUAUUUCCUUUUUUGUUGCAAAUGGGUUUCUGAACUUGUCCCUGGUUUUGGAUUUUACGGGUUCUAAACCUCCUUUUAAGGAACAAGGGUAUGGAAAUGGGACAUUGAUCAAUCACUGGACAAAUUAAACAGCAAUGUCAAGGGUCACUAGAUGGAAAGUUGAGAAAACAAAAGUCAAAGUGGUUUUCAGGCUACAAUUCCAUGCUACACAUAUUCCUCAAACUGGAUGGGAUAAGUUGUUUAUUUCAUUCAUUCCUGCUGAUUCUGCAAAGGCAACAGCUAAGACAACCAAAGCAAAUGUGAGGAGUGGCACCUGUAAAUGGGGAGACCCAAUCUACGAAACCACAAGACUUCUCCAUGAUAUUAAGACAAAGCAAUACGAUGAUAAGUUCUAUAAACUUGUGGUGGCGAUGGGUUCAUCUCGGUCUAGUGUCCUUGGUGAGGCUAACAUCAACCUUGCUGAUUACGCUGAUGCAUCAAAGCCCUCCUCUGUUGCACUGCCUCUUCAGGGAUGCGAUUCUGGAACCAUUCUACAUGUCACGGUACAGCUGUUAACAUCUAAAACGGGUUUCAGAGAGUUUGAGCUUCAAAGGGAGCUUCGAGAAAGGGGUCUCCCAGAUGAAUCUGUUGCCAGAAGAUUAUCAUCUGUUGAUGAUACAAUGAAUGAUCCAAUGGACAAGGUCAAUUCAAAAGUUCGAUUCAAAGAAGAAUUGCCUCUCCUUGAAGAAGAGGUGGGCCUCAGUGAAGAGUAUGCAGACUCAGCUGUUGGCUUCGAUGGUUCUUCGAGUACUUCAGAGAGUUUAUAUGCUGAGAAACAUGAUACUUCCAGCACCAAUGAAAUUGACAGCCUUAAAUGUACAACCCCUGGUGGCGUAGUUGGGCCGAGUCAAGGUCUACAGCCAGAAAAAGGAGAUCCCUCUAAUGUUCGGUUUGCGCCUCCUGGAAGUAAUGAUUGGGCUCAUGGCUGGGGCGCUGACUAUUCUGCAGAUAAUGACUUGGCAAAUGCAUAUGAGGAGAAUAGUAGACUUCGAAGAAGCUUGGAAAUAGCCGAGUCAUCUAUUCUUGAGCUUAAGCUGGAGGUGAGUUCCUUACAAAGUCAUGCUGAUGAUAUAGGCACCGAAGCCCAAAAAUUUUCUCAGCUGCUUGCUACUGAAAUGGCUUCAGGAGAACAAUUAGCAAAAGAAAUUUAUGUACUGAGAUCAGAGUGUUCAAAUUUCAAGGCUGAUCUUGAACAGUUAAAAAAUUCCAAAUUAUACAUUCCAUUUACUGCAAAAGAAACUAAAAAGACAGACCGGGAUGCCUCCUUUCAAGAGUUGCCACUCAGGUGGGUCAAGGGGCUUCUGGAACUGGAGGAUAAGAUAAAAGAGGUUCGAAGCAAGGCAUGUUUUGGAUUCCAAGAAAGGGAAGUGGGGUCCUUCAGUUCAGAUAUAGAUGCAUUGCUGGGCGUUGUGGAGGAUCUUAAACAAGGUACUAGACAGACAAUUUCAACGAUGAACUUGGUGAAUGUAAAGGAGAUCAGAGAAAUGAAUUUGCACAAGGGUCAACAACUAUUACCAGGAAGCAGGUUUAGUGCUGAGUUUUACCAGCCAGAAGGUCUGUUUCAUUGUGUGGACAUACCUGCCGUGGUAUCUCAAGAAACUGAUUCUGCAGAUGCUCACAGUGCAAUCAAGGGAAAAAUGUUUGAACUUAUCAAAGAAUUGGGUGAAUCGAAAGCUGAACGCGAAGGCCUUGCAAGAAAAAUGGAUCAAAUGGAGUGCUACUAUGAAGCUCUUGUUCAGGAACUUGAGGAAACUCAGAGACAGAUGAUGGGUGAGUUGCAGAAUGUCAGAAAUGACCAUACAACUUGCCUCUACACGCUUUCAGCUACAAAAGCUGAGAUGGAAAGUAUACAGCAAGACAUGGAUAAGAAAAUAACAAGAUUUACUGAGGAGAAGUGUGAAUUGGAGACUCUCAACAAAGAUCUCGAAAGAAGGGCUGUUACUGCAGAAGCAUCACUGAAGAGGGCUCGCUUGAAUUAUUCUAUUGCAGUAAACCAGUUACAGAAGGAUCUUGAAUUGCUCUCUUUCCAGGUUCUCUCCAUGUAUGAAACUAAUGAUACCCUCAUUAAGCAAGCGUUUUCAGAUUCUUCAACACCAAGCAUUAUUGAGCACAAAUCAAGAGAGAGUAAAAAUUUGGACUCAAAGGAACUUCAAUCAACGAAACUCUCUCAGUCCCCGCGUCAAUUUGAUGCGGUGAAGAAAGAUUUAGAUGGAGACAUUAUAUCAGACUUGAGAAGAUCUCUUCUUUUGCAGAAGGACCUUUACCGGAAAGUUGAAGAAGAAGUUGGCGAAGCUCAUUUGGUGAAUGCAUACUUGGACAUUUUCUCAAAGACUCUACAAGAAACUUUACUUGAGGCAAGUGCUGAUUACAGAUUGCUCAAAAUGAAAUCUGACAAACUUACACAGCAGCUGGAGGUUUCAACUGAAUCUAAGGGGAUGCUGAGGCAGAGGCUUCAAAGUGUCAUGGAUGAGGUUCAACAUUUGAAUGAAUACAAGAAUAAUUGUGAUGCAAAAUGCAAUGACAUGGCUCUGCAGAACCAAAUUUUAGAAACAAAUUUUCAAAAGGUUACUGAAGAAAAUGUUUUUCUUUCCCAAAAGAUUACUGAAUGUGAGAGACUGCUAAAAGAUUUGGAAAGUUAUGAGAACAAAUUCCAAGCAAGCUCUAUUGAAAAGUUAGAGUUGGAGAAUUUGUUGAAAAAGGAAGGGCUAGAAAAUGAAAAUCUUAAAAACAAAAUUCUGUCUUUGCAAGAUGAGUUGAAAGCUGUGAAGAUUGAAUUCGAAGAGCUAGCUUCUGCAAAGCUCGGUGAAGAAAACUUUCUUCUUUCUGCAAAGAUCACCGAAUGUGAAACACUGACGAGUGAUUUGGAAAGUUGCAAGAAAAAUUUUGAAGCAUCCUCUAUUGAUAAGUUAGAGUUGGAAAAUUUGUUGAAAAAGGAAGUGCUAGAGAAUGAAAAUCUUAGAGAUGAAAUUUCGUCGUUGAAGGAAGAGAUGAAAGCUGUCAGAACUGAACUUGAUAAGCUAGCUUCAGCAAAGAUCGGUGAAGAGAAUUUUCUUCUUUCGGAAAAGAUUGCUGAAUGUGAAACACUGUUGAAAGAUUUGGGAAGUUGUGAGAGCAAAUUCCAAGCUUGCUCCAUCAAAAAAUUAGAGUUGGAAAAUUUGUUGGAAAAGGAAGCACUAGAAAAUGCAAAUUUACGACGUAAAAUUUCCUCUUUGCAAGACGAGGUUACUGAAUUCGAAGAGCUAUCCUUUGCAAAGGAGGAUUUGCAGAGUACUCUAGACUUUCUUCAUGAUAAGCUGCAGAAUCUGCUGGCAUUCUAUGAUGAAAAGUUUAAUGGGUUGAACAUUUUCAGUGAAUAUGUGUGUGAGGGACUAGAGCCCAAUGAUUUGAAAGGUACUGUGAUGAGAUUGGAAGAGAUACAGCAUAUUGCCAGAAAGAAGAUAUUCCAGCUGAUUGAAGAGAAGCAAGAUUUAGCGCGUCAGAGAGAUGUGGCUCAGAUGUCCUUAAAUGCAGCAGAGUCAGAUAAUGUCGUAAUGAAACGAAAAUUUGAAGAUGAUGCACGGAGUGUAAUGGGAAAACUGGAGGUGUCUGGUAUCCUCAUGCAUAAGCUUCAGUCCGAAGUUGAGGCCAUUGCUAACAAAUUGAAGCUUAGCUCUGAAGCUGAAGAAAAUUAUGAACAGUUUCACAGAGAACUUCUGUCUGCGUUUGAUGAUUUGGAAGCUGAGCUGCAGCAUCUGACUUCUAAGAACAAAGAUCUUGCUCAAGAAAUAAUGGCAUUACGGAGUGUAAGUGAAGAGGUCGGAAGGUAUAAACAGGAAAUAGCAGCAAUAUCAGAGGAAAGGAAAGUUCAGAUGAUGAUCUUGAAGGAUAAGAAUGAGGAAUCUGCAAAGCUAGAAAUCGAGCUUAAUAAUAUGAGAUCAAAUUUGCAAUCACUCCAUGAUGAGUUGCAUGUUGAAAGAAGCAUUAGAAGUAAGUUAGAAAGCAGUGUAACUGAUCUUACUUCUCAAUUGAAUGAAAAGCAGCAUGAGUUGCUGACUUUUACUCAACAGAAGGCUGAGUUGGUUCACCUGAAACAGUCUGUGAAAGAUUUAGAACUAGAGAAGGCAAGUAUCUUUCGGACUUUGUCGGAUUCUGAACAAAGUCUAAAAGCAGCUGGUGAACACUUUUCUGAUAUAUCUCGUUUGGAAGCCCAAUUUUCUGAAAUGCAUGAGUUAUCAUUAGCGACAGAUGUGAGACUUACUUUUACAAAAGCUCAAUAUGAGUUCUGCUUUGAGGAGCUUCAGGACAAGUAUGUUAGUGUCGAGAGUAUGCUUAAUCAUUGUCUUUCUACCAAGGCACAUUACAUUGAGGAGAAUGCUAAAUUAAUGACAAGUCUUGAUUCCCUUAGGUCUGAGUUGGAGGGUUCCGCUGCUCAAAAUAGAAUGCUUCUUGAUACAAAUAGCAGCUUAAGAAUUGCAUUUGAUGAACUCGAGAAAAGAGCUGAAGAUGCAGAGGAUAAUUCAAGAAAGAAUGCUGUUGAAGUUGAAAGGUUGAAGGGUAUGUUGGUGAAAUCUGAUGAAGAGAUUGAUGACCUGAUGCUCGUCAAGGAAGAACUAGAAGUCAAACUUUUGGUCCUCAAAUUGAAAUUGGAUGAACAACAACCUCAGAUAGCCUUGAUGGAUGAAUAUAAGCAUGAACUGGGGAUGCUGCAAACUAAGUACAACCAGAUUAGCCAAAAACUCUCUGAACAGGUUUUGAAGACUGAAGAGUUUAAGAAUUUGUCAGUUCAUUUGAAGGAGCUUAAAGACAAGGCUGAGGCAGAGUGUCUUCAGGCUCGUGAAAAAAGAGAACCAGAAGGACCACCACUUGCUGCGCAAGAGUCCUUGAGAAUUGCAUUCAUCAAAGAACAGUAUGAAACGAAGCUGCAAGAAAUGAAACAGCAACUUUCAAUCUCCAAAAAGCAUAGUGAAGAAAUGCUGUGGAAAUUACAAGAUGCAAUCAAUGAUGUCGAAAAUCGGAAGAAAUCUGAAGCUUCUCACCUAAAAAGAAAUGAAGAGCUAGGGAUGAGAAUCUUGGAAUUGGAGACCGAUUUGCAUUCUGCACUUUCUGAAAAGCGUGAAAUAAUGAGGGCAUAUGAUCUAUCAAAGGCUGAAAAAGAAUGCUCAUUGAUAAGCCUUGAAUGCUGUAAGGAAGAAAAAGAAGAGCUCGAGGCCACAUUGCGCAAAUGCAGUGAAGAAAAAUCUAAGAUUUCAUUAGAGCUCACCUCUAUGAAGGAGUUUCUUCAGAGCUCGGCAUCCCAAGUGAAUAAUCAGAGAAGAGACAAUGAGGGUUUAUGCAAACCAGAUUGUGUCUCUGAUGAGCCAGCCACUGCUUGUCAAGAAGUUGGCCAUGCUUUUUUCACUCCCAUUGAUGAAGGUGACCAGUCAAAGGAAGCCAUCAAUCCGCAAAAAAAUCAGGAUGCUCUUACAACUCGGUCGGCAGGUCAAGAGGAUACACUACGAAAAGACACAGAGCAUUUAGCUGUUAUGAAUGACCAUUUCAAGACCCAAAGUUUAAAGUCUAGCAUGGAACAUUUAAAUAAGGAGUUGGAAAAGAUGAAACAUGAAAAUUUGCUUUUGUCCCAAGAUGAUCAUCAAUUUGAUCCAAAUUGUUCUGGUUUACAAAGAGAGCUGAUGCAGUUACAAAAGGUAAAUGAAGAACUGGGAACCAAAUUUCCUUUGUUUAAUGAGUUUUCUUACAAUGGCAAUGCAUUGGAGAGGGUACUGGCUUUGGAAAUUGAGCUUGCAGAGUCCUUGCAAGCAAAGAAGUCACGAGUUCAAUUUCAGAGUUCUUUCUUGAAACAGCAUGGUGAUGAGGAAGCAGUAUUUAAAAGCUUUAGGGACAUCAAUGAGCUAAUUAAAGACAUGUUAGAAAUCAAGCAAAGAUAUACAACAGUGGAGACUGAAUUAAAGGACAUGCACGACCGAUACUCUCAACUAAGUCUUCAAUUCGCAGAGGUUGAAGGAGAGAGACAGAAGCUCAUGAUGACUCUGAAGAAUGUCCGGGCAUCCAAGAAAGUACCAUAUUUAAAUCGCUCCUCGACAGCCCCACUUGGAGGUCCAUUGACAUAGCAACUGUAACAAUUGCUUAAGUUUUCCUCAUUUGCGGAGGGAGCAUCCAGAAUCGCUCUUUCACUCGGCUGAGAAGAUUUAGUAUUUCAACAAUGCUUUGCUGCAUUAUGUAAUUAUGUAGAUCAGAGGUGAAUGUUCAUGGGCAGCUAAAGGUAGUGCAGAGCAGAGGGUCAAAUUUCAAAUGAAAAAGAAAAAGAAAAGGAUGUGUAAAUAAAAACGUCAGUUGGUUCAUGUCACUGAUUUUUAUAGGACCAUAAGUACAAGUCCCUAUAAUGUACAACUCUAAUUUUCUCUUCUUCCUUUUGGAAGAAGGCUUGGGUUUUGGGUCAUCCCGGUGGUGUAACUUCUACUGUAUAGAUACCAUUUUUCUUAAUAGACAUUAGUAAUUCUAUUUAAAUAUCUUCGAAAAGGAUAGGAAACGUUUCUCCAA
Molecule: messenger RNA, 7388 nt
Organism: Cannabis sativa
Lineage: Eukaryota; Viridiplantae; Streptophyta; Magnoliopsida; Rosales; Cannabaceae
Exons: 12
Coding region: 968-6958 (1996 amino acids)
Source: RefSeq, a predicted model, not a curated record